Messenger RNA from Neopsephotus bourkii (Bourke's parrot), 1454 nucleotides. RefSeq names its product G patch domain-containing protein 4. Gene Ontology annotation, biological process: regulation of ribosome biogenesis. The record is from RefSeq and is a predicted model, not a curated record. Gene Ontology annotation, molecular function: nucleic acid binding. Gene Ontology annotation, cellular component: nucleolus. The transcript has 8 exons. NCBI's taxonomy places the organism in Eukaryota, Metazoa, Chordata, Aves, Psittaciformes, Psittacidae. The coding region runs from base 41 to 1246 and encodes 401 amino acids.
UCCCGAUCCCGAUCCCGGUGCCGGUCCCGGUGCCGCCGCCAUGAGCGCUCCGGGGUCACCGGGCCGCGGUUUGGGGUUCGCGGAGAGGCAGCUCCGGCGCCACGGCUGGAGGCGAGGGCAGGGGCUGGGCCGGCAGGAGCACGGCAUCGCUGAGCCCAUCCGGGUGAAGGUGAAGUGCGGCACGGCCGGGGUGGGACACGACGCAUCCGAGCCCUUCUCCUUCCAUUGGUGGGACCACGUCUUCAACCAGGCGGCCGCCAACAUCGCAGUGGAGGCCGGGCAGGACGGCAUCUCCGUGAAGGCGCUUUCCGAGCAGGGGGUCAGGAUCAGCAAUAGGAAGCCCCACAAGGCCAGCGGCACCCCCAGCUUGUUGUACGGCCGCUUCGUGAAGUCGGCCACGCUCACAGCGCACGGCGAGGAGCCCACAGGCUCCAUGAGCAGCGAGGAGGAGGAGGAGGAGGAAGAGCUGGACCUGUCCUCAGCCAGGAGGCUGACGGAUGAGGAGCUGAUGCGAGUGUGCGGGGGCCGCACAGCACACAAGGGUGCCCGGCACGGCCUGACGAUGAGCGCCAAGCUGGCGCGCCUGGAGGAGCAGGAACGAGCCUUCCUGGCCACGUACGGACACAAGGAGCCCAACAGGAGGCAGGGGAAGAAGGGGAAAAGGGAAGAGCGCAGGGAUGGAGCCAGUGCCCAGGUGCUGCAGAGGCAGGAGCCGAGCGAGGAGGAGGAGGGAGAUGAGAGAAAGGCCGCAAAGAGGAAGAAGAAGAAGCACCAGGAGCCAGAUGGAGAAGAGGAGGUGGCAGGAGAGGAAGGGAAGGCUGCAAGGAGGAGGAAGAAGAAGAAGAAGAAGCAGGAGGAGGAAGAGGAGCCAAUUGAGAACAAAGAACCAAUUGUGAUGGAGAAGAAGAAGAGGAAGAAGCAGGAGAAGGAGAAUGAAGAAGAGCGAGUUGUGAUGGAGAAGAAGAAAAGGAAGAGGCAGGAGAACAAAGAAGAACCAGUUGUGAUGGAGAAGAAGAAGCAGAAGGAGAACAAGGGAGAGCCAAUUGUGAUGGAGAAGAAAAGGAAGAAGAAGCAGAAGGAGAACAAAGAGCCAACUGUGAUGGAGAAGAAGCAGCAGCAGCAGCAUCAGGACAGAGAAGAGCCAGCUGAGGGAUUGAUGCCUCUGGAAGACACAGAUGGGCCAGACCAAGCCAGACACAGCCCCAGGAAGAAGAAGAAGAGGAGGAGGAGGAAGGACCCAGAGUGAGCAAGGGCCCUGUGGCUGGUUCCAUCUGCCUGCACGGGUCCCAGUUCCUGUCCUUGGUGCCCAAGGAUGCUCUGGGCUCUUUGUGGCCUGGCCGAGUGCUCAUCCCUGCCUGGGGAUGCUGGGCUGGGACUGCUUGGGCUGGAGCUGGAUUGAGCUUUACUUCCAUCAGGAAGCACCCUCCAAGCAGGGACCCCUUUGCUGUGGGGCU